AUGCUACGUAUAAUUAACAAUUUCAACUUCCUAAGGAUAUCUGCUACUGAAGCCAUCAGUUACUCCACUAGUUCCAACACUCUGCCUUAUAAUCCUGCUUUACUACCUGUGAAAAAGUCGCACAGAAAACCGCGAUGGGUGCCCAUAGCGAAAAGCAAAAUAUUUAGGAUACCAAAAAGGCCUGUUAUUCCUGAAGAUGAAACUCGAGAAAUCCGUAGGUUAUUCAACGACUACAGAAAUCACGAGAAAUCGGUGAAAAAUUUCUUGGUUGAAAAACAUAACACUAAAAACCAAGCAAGUUUAGAUCCCGAAGAAAUUUUAAAAAGCUUCAAACAAGACCUUGCAGUUUGCCACGAGAUCAAUAACAAAUGGAACAAAGAAAAUAAAAUUUUAAGAGAAAAACGACUGGCUGAAGAAUUGGAACGAGACAUUGCUUUUGCCAAAAACAGAAUUGAGCAGGAGAUAAUCAAGGAACAGGAAUUGUUUGAGUUUACUGAAGAAUUGGUUAGAAAGGAAAAGGAAGCUUCAGUUAACUUCAUUACUAAAGAAAAUAUUGAUGAUGCAAUAGAUAAGGCACUUGCAGAAGCUGUGGAUUAUAAUUUUGCCAUUGAUUUAAAUGGAGAAAAAAUUAUUGGCAGGAAUACAAAACCAGUGCAAGAACAAGACAAAAUUAGUUUAAAACAAUAA
Messenger RNA from Ceutorhynchus assimilis (cabbage seed weevil), 687 nucleotides. The record is from the annotation of a GenBank genome assembly. Lineage: Eukaryota; Metazoa; Arthropoda; Insecta; Coleoptera; Curculionidae.